Myotis lucifugus (little brown bat) is the source of this 4599-nucleotide messenger RNA. It is a transcript of the gene PIK3CD, whose product is annotated as phosphatidylinositol-4,5-bisphosphate 3-kinase catalytic subunit delta. Gene Ontology annotation, cellular component: cytoplasm; phosphatidylinositol 3-kinase complex; plasma membrane. Gene Ontology annotation, biological process: phosphatidylinositol-mediated signaling; phosphatidylinositol 3-kinase/protein kinase B signal transduction; phosphatidylinositol-3-phosphate biosynthetic process. NCBI's taxonomy places the organism in Eukaryota, Metazoa, Chordata, Mammalia, Chiroptera, Vespertilionidae. Gene Ontology annotation, molecular function: 1-phosphatidylinositol-3-kinase activity; 1-phosphatidylinositol-4-phosphate 3-kinase activity. The record is from RefSeq and is a predicted model, not a curated record.
UCUCCCCAGACAGAUAAGGAGCCCUCAGAGUCAAGCAAGGACGGAAUGACGCUCACUGGUUCCAACGCAUCUUUGAGCUGCCAGGCAGAGGGGCCUUUGCCGCUGGUCUUUCUUGGACCGAUCCAGAGAGGACAGCUGGCGUCCGAGAAGUGAGGAACAGGAUGCCCCCGGGGGUGGACUGCCCCAUGGAAUUCUGGGCCAACGAGGAGAACCAGAGCGUGGCGGUGGACUUCCUGCUGCCCACGGGGGUCUAUCUGAACUUCCCCGUGUCCCGCAAUGCCAACCUCAGCACCAUCAAGAAGGCGCUGUGGCACCGAGCCCAGUAUGAGCCGCUCUUCCACAUGCUCAGCGACCCCGAGGCCUACGUGUUCACCUGCGUCAACCAGACGGCGGAGCAGCAGGAGCUGGAGGACGAGCAGCGGAAGGUGUGCGACAUCCAGCCCUUCCUGCCCGUCCUGCCCCUAGUGGCCCGCGAGGGCGACCGGGUCAAGAAGCUCAUCAACUCGCAGAUCAGCCUCCUCAUUGGCAAAGGCCUGCACGAGUUUGAUUCUUUGCGGGACCCGGAGGAGAAUGACUUUCGAGUCAAGAUGCGCCAGUUCUGUGAGGAGGCGGCCGCCCGGCGGCAGCAGCUGGGCUGGGAGGCCUGGCUGCAGUACAGCUUCCCCCUGCAGCUGGAACCCUCGGCGCGGACCUGGGGCGCCGGCACCCUGCGGGUCCCCAACCGGGCCCUCCUGGUCAACGUCAAGUUCGAGGGCAGUGAGGAGAGCUUCACCUUCCAGGUGUCCACCAAGGACGUGCCCCUGGCGCUGAUGGCCUGCGCCCUGCGGAAGAAGGCCACGGUGUUCCGGCAGCCCCUGGUGGAGCAGCCCGAGGACUACACGCUGCAGGUGAACGGGAAGCAGGAGUACCUGUACGGCAGCUACCCGCUCUGCCAGUUCCAGUACAUCUGCAGCUGCCUGCACAGCGGGCUGACCCCCCACCUGACCAUGGUCCACUCCUCCUCCAUCCUCGCCAUGCGGGACGAGCAGAGCAACCCGGCCCCCCAGGUCCAAAAAUCGCGCACCAAGCCGCCCCCCAUUCCCAUGAAGAAGGUGAGCUCUCUGAGCUUGGGCAGCCAACAAGACCCUGUGCCGGCUGUCUUGACUCAGGGCAUUAAAAUGAUUGCGGUCGGGCGUAUAAAGCUGGUGGUGCAGGCCGGGCUCUUCCACGGCAACGAGACGCUGUGCAAGACGGUGUCCAGCUCGGAGGUGAGCGUGUGCUCGGAGCCCGUGUGGAAGCAGCGCCUGGAGUUCGACAUCAACGUGUGCGACCUGCCCCGCAUGGCCCGGCUCUGCUUCGCGCUGUACGCCGUCAUCGAGAAGGCCAAGAAGGCUCGCUCCACCAAGAAGAAGUCCAAGAAGGCGGACUGCCCCAUCGCCUGGGCUAACCUCACCCUGUUCGACUACAAGGACCAGCUCAAGACCGGCGAGCGCUGCCUCUACAUGUGGCCCUCGGUCCCAGACGAGAAAGGGGAGCUGCUGAACCCCACAGGAACCGUGUGCAGCAACCCCAACACCGAGAGUGCUGCCGCCCUGGUCAUCUGUCUCCCCGAGGUGGCGCCCCACCCCGUGUACUACCCCGCCCUGGACAAGAUCCUGGAGCUGGGGCGGCACGGGGAGCACGGGCGCGCCACGGAGGAGGAGCAGCUGCAGCUCCGGGAAAUCCUGGAGCGGCGCGGGUCCGGGUCCGGGUCCGGGGAGCUGUACGAGCACGAGAAGGACUUGGUGUGGAAGAUGCGCCACGAGGUGCAGGAGCGCUUCCCCGAGGCGCUGGCCCGGCUGCUGCUGGUCACCAAGUGGAACAGGCACGAGGACGUGGCCCAGAUGCUCUACCUGCUCUGCUCCUGGCCGGAGCUGCCCGUCCUGAGCGCCCUGGAGCUGCUGGACUCCAGCUUCCCCGACCGCCACGUGGGCUCCUUCGCCAUCAAGUCCCUGCGAAAGCUGACGGACGACGAGCUGUUCCAGUACCUGCUGCAGCUGGUGCAGGUGCUCAAGUACGAGUCCUACCUGGACUGCGAGCUGACGAAAUUCCUGCUGGACCGGGCGCUGGCCAACCGCAAGAUCGGCCACUUCCUCUUCUGGCACCUCCGCUCCGAGAUGCACGUGCCCUCGGUGGCCCUACGCUUCGGCCUCAUCAUGGAGGCCUACUGCAGGGGCAGCACCCACCACAUGAAGGUGCUGAUGAAGCAGGGGGAGGCGCUGAGCAAGCUGAAGGCCCUGAACGACUUCGUCAAAGUGAGCUCCCAGAAGAGCCCCAAGCCGCAGACCAAGGAGCUGAUGCACCUGUGCAUGCGCCAGGAGACCUACCUGGAGGCCCUGUCCCACCUGCAGUCCCCGCUGGACCCCAGGAUCCUGCUGGCGGAAGUCUGUGUGGAGCAGUGCACCUUCAUGGACUCCAAGAUGAAGCCGCUGUGGGUCAUGUACAGCAACGAGGAGGCGGGCGGCGACGGCAGCGUGGGCAUCAUCUUUAAGAACGGGGACGACCUCCGCCAGGACAUGCUGACGCUGCAGAUGAUCCAGCUCAUGGACAUCCUGUGGAAGCAGGAGGGGCUGGACCUGAGGAUGACCCCCUACGGCUGCCUCUCCACCGGGGACCGCACGGGCCUCAUCGAGGUGGUGCUUCGCUCAGACACCAUCGCCAACAUCCAGCUCAACAAGAGCAACAUGGCAGCCACGGCCGCUUUCAACAAGGACGCCCUACUCAACUGGCUCAAGUCCAAGAACCCUGGGGAGGCCCUGGACAGGGCCAUCGAGGAGUUCACCCUCUCCUGCGCUGGCUACUGUGUGGCCACGUACGUGCUGGGCAUCGGCGACCGGCACAGCGACAACAUCAUGAUCCGCGAGAACGGGCAGCUGUUCCACAUUGAUUUUGGCCACUUUCUGGGGAAUUUCAAGACCAAGUUUGGAAUCAACCGUGAGCGAGUCCCAUUCAUCCUCACCUAUGACUUUGUCCAUGUGAUUCAGCAGGGGAAGACUAACAACAGUGAGAAGUUUGAAAGGUUCCGUGGCUACUGCGAGAGAGCCUACACCAUCCUGAGGCGCCAUGGGCUGCUCUUCCUCCACCUCUUCGCCCUGAUGCGGGCGGCAGGCCUGCCAGAGCUCAGCUGCUCCAAAGACAUCCAGUAUCUCAAGGACUCGCUGGCGCUGGGGAAAACGGAGGAGGAGGCGCUGAAGCACUUCCGCGUGAAGUUCAACGAGGCGCUGCGGGAGAGCUGGAAGACCAAAGUGAACUGGCUGGCCCACAACGUGUCCAAAGACAACCGGCAAUAGCAGCCCGUCCGCUUGCUGACCCCGCCGGCCCCCGGCCUGGGCAGGAGCGAACCAUGCGUCCUGGGAGCCGGCACCGUUGGCCAUCUGGGCCUGGGAGCCUGAACUGCCUGGUGGGAACGAACUCACUGCCUUUGUUUACACUGGUUAUUUAUUAAUGACUUGAAAUGUUUCAGGAACUAAACAGCCAUAGCGGACGUGCACCCUUGUGCAGGGGAGGGUGCCGUCCUGCGGCCGGCCGGAGCCCUGGGCUCUGAUGAGAAGACACUGUGAGGCAGCACCUGGAGGUGGCACCUUGUGGGGGACCGCACCCCGUCUUCCAGCUGGUGGGCCUGGACCCAGCAGACUCACCCCCCGGGAGCUGCCUUCUCCCACGGCUGCCGGGCGGCCCAGGUCCUGGAGCCCGAGUUACCUGGUGCCUGCUGCUGGCCAGGGCGCCCAGCCGCCCGCUCGCCCCUCCACCUCGUGCUCUCCGUCGCCUGAUCCUGGCAGCUCCCCGAGGAAGCCUGGUACCCCUAGAUUCAGGGAUGCUUGCUUUCCACUUUUAAAGUGACUCUUGGGUACGGGAAUCCUCUCAUCUCUGCUGUAAAGUGGUUUUGUUUGCGGGUAAGAAAACAAUAGCCAAACUACUCACUGACCCUCUGAGGGAGGGAACCUCAGCCCCAUAAAGUAUAAUAUAUGCUGGUCCAGGCGCAUUAAACAAGCUCGAUUAGCUCAUCCUGGUGGUGGCUCAAGGGAAAGCAGGUCAGAGGACUUCGUGCCGUUCCCUGCGAGCUUCCUAAAGCAGGUUUCAGGGAAGGAUGGGUCCCUUCCGGAAUCUCACUUUCGAGAACCUGCUGAGCAGUCAGGUCCCUGCGGUGAGUUAGGGGUGUGGUGGGCCUUUCCGUGAGGUCUUCGUAGCCUGAGGCAGGCCUGGGCCCCCAGCCUUCUGCUGCUGGCUGGGGCGGGGCGGAACCUGGGCCUCCAGGAGCCGGCAGCCACCCUAGUGAGCUAGCAGCAGGCUGCACUGCGGAUCCCGCCGAGGCCUUGCAAGGCUCAGCAGAGCCCGAGGUCGCUGCCUCUCCCCAGCCCAGGAGCAGUCCGUGCCCACGGACACCACCAGCCACACUGCUCCCAGCAGGUGCUGCCUCCUCAGACCCCCCGACCGCUCUGGACCGAGGAGAAGCCGAGUGUCUGUAUUUAGGUGAAGGAGCAGCGUGCUCCCUGGUGUGGGCAGCUCACUGUGUGCACAGCAGCUUCUGACUGGGCGCACGGCCUGUGUGCCUCUGAGGAGAAUAGUACCUAUUUUUUUAAA